This is a messenger RNA of Solanum lycopersicum (tomato), 1387 nucleotides long. Its product is annotated as transcription factor DUO1-like. NCBI's taxonomy places the organism in Eukaryota, Viridiplantae, Streptophyta, Magnoliopsida, Solanales, Solanaceae. The record is from RefSeq and is a predicted model, not a curated record.
UAAAAAAGGACUAUACCAAUAUUUAAUUACGUAUAGUAAAAAUAAAAACAAUCUCUUGACUAAUAUUUGAAAUCAUGAAAUGGGGGGAAUAUGGGGUAAGUCGUGGGGUGUGUGGGGUAGUGCCCAUAACCGCCUUAACCGCCACUGUUUCAAGAAAUAGAUAAAAUCAGCAUUAAAAUAAAAACAUGAAAUAUCAAGUUUAAUUAGUAGAGAAAAAAAACAAUAAUGCAAGGAAGAAGAUCAUCAUGUUCAUAUCAUCGUUAUGAUUUUGAUGAUGAUUUUGAUGAAAUAAAGAAAGGAUCUUGGAAAGAAGAAGAAGAUGAAGUGCUUAUAAAUCAUGUUAAGAAAUAUGGUCCAAGAGAUUGGAGCUCCAUUCGAUCCAAAGGCCUUUUGCAACGUACUGGAAAAUCUUGUCGUCUUCGUUGGGUCAAUAAACUUAGACCUAACUUAAAAAAUGGAGUGAAAUUUUCUGGAGAAGAAGAAAGGACAGUGAUUGAACUACAAGGACAAUUUGGGAAUAAAUGGGCAAGAAUUGCUACAUAUUUAUCGGGGCGAACUGAUAAUGAUGUGAAGAAUUUUUGGAGUAGUCGACAGAAAAGGUUGGCUAGGAUUUUACGAACAUCCCAAAAUAACACCACUCGAACUUGUGCUUCUCCACUAAUAUUAGAGGCACCUAAAUUGAGCUCAUCAAAAGAACAUGAAGAAUCAUUGUCCAAGUCACAAUCUUGCUCAUCAUCCUAUAUUGACAACUCUGACCACAUGAUGAACCAAGUUCAUGUCCCCUUGGAAGAUUUAGUGAUGACUCCAAAUUCAAUUGCUUUUGAACCAAACAUGCUUAUGCAUCAUCAACUUCACAUCAGGAGUGCUACUACUAAUCCUAAUGAUGAGAAGAAACUUGGAAUCAUAGAAUCUUCACAUAUCCCAACUCAUGAUGAUGACUUUGCUUUGCCACUAGAAAAUCAAGAAUUUUCCAUCAUGCCUAACUUCAUUGAUGUUUUGGGACAUGGAUUUGAUAAUGUGGAAAUACCAUAUGUGAACAGACAAAUUGAGAAGCCACUUACUCCGGAUAGCUUCAUUGAUGACUUCCCUUUGGAUAUGUUUGAACAUAUUGAACCUCUACAAAGUCCAUCUCAAUGGUGAUUUAUUUUUUUUCUUGUUAGGCUUUAGCUAGUAGUAACUACUUAUUAUUAUCUAGUACUAGUAUUUUGCCAUUGCAUGCUAUUAUUGUUUUUUUCUUUUCUUUUUUUGUAUCUAAGACAAUUUGAUUUGAGUGUUUAAAUUGCUCAAAUCAAAUGUUAAUCUUGUGUUUUUAUGAUGGCUAGAUAGAAGAUCUUUCUUUUUUGUUUUCUCAAUAAAAGUAUACAAUACAAUUGGAUCACUUUGUUAA